This is a messenger RNA of Fulvia fulva, 930 nucleotides long. RefSeq lists its product as uncharacterized. The coding region runs from base 1 to 930 and encodes 309 amino acids. The transcript is spliced from 3 exons. The record is from RefSeq and is a predicted model, not a curated record. NCBI's taxonomy places the organism in Eukaryota, Fungi, Ascomycota, Dothideomycetes, Mycosphaerellales, Mycosphaerellaceae.
AUGGAAAACGAAAAGUCACCCAACCCGAUCAGCAGCAUCGACAGCACGAGAAAUGAAGCCGCCACAAAAUCCAAGCACAACCUCACCACCAUACCACCAGAACUUCGCCUCCUCAUCUACGAGAUAUGCUUCUCAACAUUCCACUUCGACAGCUCCAAGCCCCAGCCCGGCAUUCUCUACACAUGCAAGAUCAUCCACCAGGAGGCUUUGAAGCCAUACGAAGCACGCAUCAUGGCGGUCAAAGAUGAAGAACGCACGAAUCAACAGCAAGCAAACACGUCACUGCAGCGCCGUCUCGACAGCCCGUCGAUAGGCUUGGCUGAGAGAUUGUCAUUGCAGUUGGCGCACAUGAAGCUAGAGCUCGAGCGGUUCAAUAUCAGUACAGAUCUCGAGUUCGAGCAUGCGAAGGUGCAUAGGCUGCAGUUCGGGAGCUGGUUCAAGCAGCCGCGGAGGAAGGCUAGUGUAAGCUACAUGAAAGGUAGCUACUACAUCGCCGUUCCUCGAAUCUACGUCUCGAACAAAUGCGAUAUGGCCAGUGAUCACCACCAAAUCAGGGAAUGCGAAUCCAUGAACAGCACCAACACGAAGUGCUACCUCCCCAAUAUACCACCAGAGCUCCGACUCAUCAUAUAUGAUUUCUACUUCUCCGACUUCAAGAUCAACCACGCUAUCAUCGAAAGGCUGAUACGCGAAGAAGCCUUGGACGCAUAUGGCGGAUGGCUCGAGGGCUAUGAGGGCAGGCGUCACAUCGAGAAUUACGAGGGUUACAGAGCGCUCCAAAAACUUGUGCCUCCCUGCAAAGAAUAUCCACCGAGUCAUCUUCGUAGCUGGGAGGCGGACUGGAUGCUAAACGUCCCAGUCAGCAAGGCCAUGCCGAGGGACUACCAGGUCGAGAUGAGGAAGAUCGAGAAGGCAAGACAGAGAAGGUAG